CACACACACACCACCGCGCGCGCACACACACACACACACGCACGCACGCACGCACGCACGCGCACGCGCGUGUAUUUCCUCGUGAUUCUCGCACGUGUAUAUUAACGAUUGAUCGACACCGAUACAAUUAGUGAACAGAGUCGUUGUAAUAUAACGUUUAACAAGGAUAUUAUAUAAAAUACAGCAGGAUGAACGAGAUAGUGUUACCACCCUCGCCAAGCUGGUAUCUGAGCAACAUUCUUGCUUGCUCAAAACGUGGAACCCUGGCAUUCGGUGCCAAGAAUUAUAUCAUUAUUGCAAGGCAAAAAGAGGAUUAUCCAGGUCUACAGUAUUCGAUAAUUAAGGAUUUUGUUAAGGAUAAGAUAACAGCAGUGGCAUUCUGUCCUAAACUCGACAGUCCGGAUAGUCCGGAGUUACUGAUUUCUGGUAGUGAUGAGGAUAAGAUCAAAAUUUGGAAUGUGGAUACAUUAGAAUUGGUCGUGGAAUUUUCUUUCAAGGAUGGCAAAUCAAUUGUAGGAGUUGACUGGUCAGCCAAAGAUAACAAUCUUGCCUAUGCGGUAAAUUCAGAAGGCUUUCUAAUGUAUUGUUAUAUAUCAUUUGAGACGUGCAAGAUUAUACCUCUAGGCAAGCUGACCGCUACAUGUUUGGCUUGCUGUCCCCAUGACUCGAAUCUUGUAGCGAUAGGUACCAAAAGUGGAUUAAUUUAUAUUGUUCAAAAAGAAACGAUAUUAUAUAAACUUAGAGGACACGAUGAGGAAAUAGUCAGUUUAUCAUGGUGUCCUUCGGAUGUAAACGUCUUGAGUGGAAAUGAUAAGAGGGACCUACUUUUAGCUUCCGGUGCAAAAGACAAAUCGGUGUUUAUCUGGAAAGCUGGUGGAGAUGGUAGAUACGAGACUGUGAUAAAUAUGCCGCAUGCGCCAUUCCCUAGUUUUUCUCACAAAAGCAAACUCGGCACGACUGGAACUUAUAUUGCUGUGUGUUGGGUGGAGCCCAGAGUGCUUUUAACUUCUUCUCUUUGGGGUGAACUUCUCUGUUGGUAUCUUUCUACAAAUAAAAGCAAGCCUACGUGUAAAUUAUUCCAUGCACACCACAGCAGAGGAUUGUUUUGCAUAGCCGCUGUACUCAAAAACAAUUCAAUAUCUGACAAUUGGAGGACGGAAUCUGAACUCACGGUUUGGACUUUGGCACAAGAUCGCUGGAUUAUAUGUUGUAAGCGAAACAGCGAUCCUACUGAAUCGGCGAUCCUAGAGUAUAAGAUUCCUACGCAAGGAGGAUUCAUCUAUUGCAUGGGAGCUUGUUCUAUCGAUACUACGCGUAUUGCAUUUGGCGUUGGAGACGCGAUGUUGCGUCUGUGGAACUUGUCUGAACCUCACGCCAAAACUUUCGAUAUUGUUCUGCAUUGGCAGAAGAUAAAAGGGAAGAUAAGAGCGGUGUCAUGGUUCCCUGAUGAUGAAAACAUAAUAGCCUUUGGUACUGGAGAAGGUCGCGUUGGUGUAUUCGACGCAAUUGGAACUUCUAAUAAGCCACCUAUAUUGUACAGGCAGUAUCAUAGAAAUACUAUUUACAAGCUCGAAUGGGCUAUGCUUGGACCGGAUUACUUUUUAUUCUCCUGUGCAGAAGGAGAAUUAGUAGCAUACAAGAAAUCCGCGCCUAAUGAUGAACCCAAGUCCAUAAUCAAGGAAGGAUGCACGGAAUUUUCUUGGAAAUCCAACUUUUGCUUAGCGAUCGCAUUAGAAAAUGGAUCAAUUAACUUCUAUGAUCAGAAUCUGAAGAAACACAAAAAUACGAUACACUAUUUUAGAUCUAUGGUGAAUUGCUUGGUGUGGCAUCCCGAAAGUACAACGACAGAUGAAUGGACAUCGUCAGCUGCCAAUUAUUUGGCAGUUGCCUCCGAUUGCAAUAUAGUAAUUUUUGAUAUGUCAGAGCUGAUAAAGGAAAUGCAGAUAUCGAAUAUCGAGCAUUGUAUUGAGAAAGAAGACAGUAAUGAAGAACGCAAGCUACACGCAAGUUACAAGAUUGUAGCAACGUUAAAUGGACACAUCGAUAAAGUGGUGUGCCUAGCUUGGAGUCCGCACUGCAGCGGGCACUUGGUGUCCGGUAGUUACGACAAUGUCGCACAGGUUUGGAACGUUAAAAAGCAGGAGCUGAUGGGCACAUACAUGGGUCACGAUGGACCCAUUCUAUGUUGUAUGUGGAGUCCUCUCAAACCACAAUUGAUAAUGACCGGCUCGUCGGACUUUAUGUUACGCAUGUGGGAUUAUACUUCGCCAGCGCAAUCGCCGAAGCAAAUGUCUGACAUUAAAACGAAGAAGAAGCAAAAACAGCAGAAGCCACAAAAGAAAUUGCCACAAAGUAAAACGAAUGAGGCGGAAAACAAUACGACUAUAUCAAAUGAUCAACCUAUCGUACAUAAAACAAAGUCUGAAGUAGUGGUACCAAAGAAAAAAGAGAAAAAUUUAUAUUUUAAUGAAUACAGCAAAGUAAUAAAUGACAAAUCCAAAGUUUUAAAUUUUAUUACAAAUGAUAUAAGAAAGAAUCAAGAGCAAUCCGAAAAAAAUAGCAAAUCUAUCGCAAACCUAUCGCUAUUCUCUGAAAAAGAGCAUCUUUUAGAACUCAUUAAUCACGAGAAAUUAACACAAGAUAGUUCAAACGCCGCUACUGAGAUGAAUAUGUGGUGCGACAAUCUACGAAACAAUCUACUGUGCGCGGCUAAGGAUCAACAAUUAAAUGACUUUCUAAUAUCGCUCGCGCCUAGCGUUUCUAUGAAAAUGUGGAAGGAGAUGUGCGAAGCGUACGCGCAUCAAUUAAUAAGGCAGUGCAAUGUGGAGAAAGCAGUGUCAUAUUUACUUUGUAUACACAAAAUUUAUGAAGCUAUAGAAGCAUUUUUAGAUGCUAAUAUGUUUAAAGAGGCUUAUGUGCUUGCGAGAUGCAAAUUGGACUCCGAUGAUCCGUUUUUGAAAAAGAUAUUAGAAUUAUGGUCGGAAUGGGGUGUUUUCAAUGGUCUUCUGGAGCAAGCAGCUUAUUGUCGCGUAGAAUUAAAGCAGUUUGAUAAGGCGGCAAAAAUUCUUGCUCGUCGGAAAGAUGUACAUUGCUUGGAGGUAGCGUCCGAAUUAGCGUUUCUAAGCGGUGACGAAGGAUAUGGUAUAUCCUUAAUUAUGGAUGCGAUGACACGUGCUCUUAUCAAAUCAGAUUGGUCGAAAGCACGUUCUCUUAUCGCGGGUAUCCGACAGAUUCAGUAUUUAAACGUGCAUAUAGAUGCUCACGAGGCGAUUAUGAGCACAUAUGGAAAACAAACUGAGCUUGAUUCAAUGCGAAGGUGGUUGGGAAAAACGGAAAGCCAUGGAGUAUUACAAACUCUUGAAAUGAAAUAUGAUGCUUCUUACUUUGACGCCUUAUGCAAGAAUGAAAGUAUCAAUGCUGUUCUGAAAAGUGAAUCAAAAGAUACAAUGAUGCAAAUGAAAGCUACCUAUCGAAUAGCUAUAGCGGCUACAUGUGACGCAAAAGAGACUCGAUUGAAACAUUUAGCAACAGUAUUAGGUGACGUGUACGAGUGCGAGGAGAUAGCAGUCGAGCAUGGAACGGCGACAAGUGAAAAAUUCUUCAUUCAAAUUCUCGCGAAAAUAGAUAUUAGAAAACCAACGGACGAAGGUAGCAUCUACGCGAAAAGCGAUUAUCCCGUGUCGCAGAAUAUACGCGCUUACUUAUGUAUUGGUCUUCUAAAUUGGUUGUUAAAUUAUGAGGAUCAGUUGUUAGUCGAGGAAGAAACACAAUUUACGCAAUUGAUAUUGGAUUUGCUGGACGAUGCCAUAAAUGAAACAACCUUAUCUUAUCAAAAUAAAAUUUGUAAACUUGGUCAACUGGAAGAUCAACUUUCGCUCUUGACAUUGGAUGAUGAUGUCGAAAAUGAUGACGCUUGUAAGAGAAUUAAAGAGGAGAUCGAGAAGCUGAAGCUUGAUGAGAACAAGUUUAGGGAAGAACGAGUUUGCAUGCCGAAUCCCAAAAUCGUUUUCAAUAAAGCUUGUUUACUUGCCAACAAAUUAAGUGAUGAUAUUAAUCGAUUUCUACUUUUACAUUCUUUAGAUAAGUUAGUUAAAAUAAAAGAAAUUAAACUAGAAUUAGAGCCUGAACUAGAAGAAAGUCCGGCAAAAAAGCUUGAAAAUAUAGCUCAAAAAAUAGACGAAAGUACAUUGAAACAAUACAAAAUAGAAAUAAAUAGUUCUAUUAGUUCACAUGAGUCAUAAAGGAAGAAUAUAUUAAUAGUUUUAUACGAUUAUAAAUAAUAUCAGGUGCAUUACAAAUUACUUUUAUACAUUCUCUGUAUGUAAAUUUGAUUAUUAUACAGUACAUUUUAUAAAAAUACAUUUCUUUUCUAUUAAA
Molecule: messenger RNA, 4377 nt
Organism: Cataglyphis hispanica
Lineage: Eukaryota; Metazoa; Arthropoda; Insecta; Hymenoptera; Formicidae
Gene: rig
Product: gem-associated protein 5
Exons: 16
Coding region: 189-4241 (1350 amino acids)
Molecular function (GO): protein binding
Source: RefSeq, a predicted model, not a curated record